Messenger RNA from Phanerochaete carnosa HHB-10118-sp, 1779 nucleotides. RefSeq lists its product as uncharacterized. The coding region runs from base 22 to 1473 and encodes 483 amino acids. Gene Ontology annotation, molecular function: calcium:proton antiporter activity. The record is from RefSeq and is a predicted model, not a curated record. Gene Ontology annotation, biological process: calcium ion transmembrane transport; intracellular calcium ion homeostasis. Lineage: Eukaryota; Fungi; Basidiomycota; Agaricomycetes; Polyporales; Phanerochaetaceae. Gene Ontology annotation, cellular component: fungal-type vacuole membrane. The transcript has 14 exons.
UCCGCAGCAUGCAUCGUAGCGAUGGUACCCCUCGUCAAGAUGCACGACAUGUCAAUCAGGGAACUGUCCGUUCGGCUCGGAGGCACCAAAACAGGCUUGCUGAACGCUAGUAUGGUAAGUGCCAUGGUGUUAAUAUAUGGACAGUUCAUUGCUCUGCGAAAGUGCGAGUUGCGCGUCGUCCAGUCGUCUCUCAUUGGGGCGAUGUUAAGUAAGCUAUUGCUGAUCCUGGGGAUGUGUUUCUUCGCUGGAGGGAUGCGUUUCACCCAACAGGACUUCGAUGCUACCGCGACGCAAGUACAUUCCUCCUUGCUGAGUUUGAGCGUCGGGGCGGUGCUGCUUCCUGCUGCGUUUCACUUCACACUCAGUGACCGAUCGCCAGGCGAAAGCGUCAAAGCCUCGAUUGAAGAGCAGAAGCAAGACAUUCUGCGCAUGAGCCAUGGGGUGUCAAUAAUCCUCAUCAUCAUUUACAUCUCGUACAUGCUCUUCCAGUUCUGGUCUCAUUCACAUCAUUUCACGGACACUCAGGCACCCAGCAAUAAGCUCCCCAAUGCCAUCUCUGUACGCUCUAUGGCUUCUCGUGUUCGCCCUCCUAGUCCAGUGCUGCGCAGAUUAAUGAGCCCGACACCAACGCUUACCAACGUACUCGGCAAGACCCCGCGGUCACAGAGCCCCAUGCCCCCUCGGGCACCAUUCAUGUAUCAGCCGACUGCGACGUCGCCCUCUUCGAGUAGUGGCAUUCUGAAGGCGUCACCAUACCCAUCGCAAUCGACCGUGAAUGUGAAUGCCGCGUCGUCCACCGUGCGCCUUGUACCUGAAUCCGAGAGAGCACCCUCAUCUCCAGGCUCACCAGUCUCAGAGAUCGAGCGCGCAUCACUAAUUAGCGAGCUGUUGUCGUCGUACUAUGGGGAUUUGGAGACGCUCGGAUAUGCGGAGCAACAAAAGGGCAAGAAAGAGGAGCGCCUCGAACGAAAACCCCAGCUGAGCUGGCUCUUGACAAUGAUCUUGCUACUUGUAGUCACGGUGCUGGUCGCAAUCGACGCGGAAUGGAUGAUUGACUCAAUCGACAACAUUUCGCCAACCAUCAGUAAGGAGUGGAUCGCUCUCAUUCUGCUGCCUGCAGUUGGUUCGCUGGCGGAGUGCAUCACGGCUACCAGCGCGUCUGCUAAGGAUCGCCUUAGCUUGAGUAUCAGUGUCGCUGUUGGCUCUACUAUUCAAACCGCACUAUUUGUCAUCCCGCUCAUGGUCCUCUUGGGCUGGGUCCUGGGCAAGCCUUUGGCCCUACUGUUUGACCCUUUCGAGUCAAUUGUAUUGUACAUCUCGGUAAACACAAUGGGGUAUGUCGUCGCUGACGGCAAGUCUAACUGGCUCGAAGGGAUCAUUCUGAUCGGUCUGUACGUUGUCGCGGCUGUGACCUUCUGGUUCUACCCAGGAUCGAACUUUUCCGCUAGCCUCGCUGUAUGUUCCACCUCGUAAUAGUAAUUGGGCUCAUACGUCAUAUCUUUCCGUUUACGCCUUCAUUCUAAUUCCUAGAUUCCCUCAUUCCUUUACUCCCAUUCUCACUCAUCCAAUCGUUUUAUAGAACCACACAACAUGAUACAUGGACUGUAGACCACCGAGUGGACACAUUUUACUCCUAUGCGCGUAAUCAUACCCUUCCUCAUCCCAUUUACAUGUAGUCAAGGGUAUCAUCGAACAUUAAUUUACUUCACGCUCCUUUGUAUAGACUAGAGUGUACUUCUAGUAGAAUGUAUAUAGACGGACACCAUUAGGGACUUUUCA